AUGUCGCGAUACCUCAACCGCUCCCCCUCGCCACUUCCUGUCGGUGCUCGCGCGUCCUCACCCGCUCCACGCCACCGACUUAGCACCUCGCCAUGCCGCGCGCGGAAGUAUACACCCAAAGCCGCUGCUCAGUCAUUGCCUUCGCCGCGCACGCCACGGCGUGCUCCAAAGCCCACGAUCAAGACCAUCAAGCCCGUAGCCACACCGGUCAAGCCUGCGACCCGAGCCAAACAGGCGACAAAGACUGCGCGCCACGUCCACUUUGCUGAUGCAGUCUCGCCACCGAAAGCUGGCAGCAGCAGGCGAGUUGAGGCGGCGCGGGGAGUAUGCAAGCGGGCGCGAGAGGUCGCGUUGGAGCCGUCACGCGGCAAGCGGCGGCGCUCGCUUCCGCCAGACGAUGACGAUAUAGAGAACGCACCAGUGUCCGAGAGUUCUCACGGGAGCGAGCGAGUAGAUGAGCGGCGCCAGAGCUGCGGGAAGAACAUGUCGAGUGAACCACCGCGCGAACCCAUUAGCGAACUACCCAGCGAGCCCCUGCAUGAGCCUCUCCCGGAAUCUCUGCUUGAGCUUCUGCGUGAGGUUCUGCGCGAGUCUCCGCAUGAGUCUCCAAGCGAGCCGCCGUGUGAGUCUCGGCACGAGCCUGCCCAUCCAUCGUCGAGUGAGCCCCCGUGUGCUCCUCCAAGCGAACUGUUACGUGAGCCUCAGUGCGAGUCCGUGCCAGAACUCCUACACAAGCAGCUGCGCGAGCCUUCACCACUCGCGUCACCUCCAAGCACCGAAAGCGCAACCUUCCCGCGCCCACCAGGCCCCGUCAUGCUGCGCAUCCGCCUGCCUAAGCCUAUCGAUCCUCCGCCGCCUCGCGUGCCCUCCUCCAGCCUUUCUUCUGCUCCCAGCUCACCGACGGCAUCUCCAAGCCACGAGAACUCCCCCUCGUCCACGCCAACCCCACCUCCGCCCAGUCCGCGCCCCCGCCCUCUCCCAGACUUCGUCCGCAACCUCGUGCCACCCCGCCCUGUCGCAAUCGUCGAGAUUAACCGCCGCACACCCUCUCCGCCACCCAAGAGGCCUCCGCAGGGUUGGCUUGAUCCGAAACUCCCACCCCAGAUUCCGCGGACGCGUGGAAAGAGCGCAGACGCGUUCCGCGCGUUCGUCCAGGUCACCAACGCACGCAUCCAGUGGGACAGGUUACCGACGGUCAAGGGGCGGCGCACAACGGUCAAGCCCGAACCUACCCCCAAAAAACAUCCACCACUGCCGCCGUUGACACGAAUGCGCGCGCUCCUCAAGGCUCGUCACUUGCCCGCAUCACAGGGUGCGCACAAGCGCCGCCGGGUCGGCCGUAUCCCCUCGCCGUCUCCGCAUCUCUUCAUUGGCCGGCUGGACGCACCGCCCCUUGUCUUCCGUACCCGCCCACCCUUUAUUGCCUGGCGUAGAAACCUUCGGUGGAUCCGCGGCGAGGUGGUGCUCGAGGAGGAUUAUGUGGCCGAGAUCGGGGCGGAUAGGGAUGCGGUGAACGGAGAGUGUUCAACACCAGUCGAUACAACGGCCCAGCGGCUGCAACACGCUCCUCUGAAGACUGUGUCCCGCUACGACUUCAAGUGCCGAUUCUGGGCCUGA
Cutaneotrichosporon oleaginosum is the source of this 1617-nucleotide messenger RNA. RefSeq lists its product as uncharacterized. The record is from RefSeq and is a predicted model, not a curated record. NCBI's taxonomy places the organism in Eukaryota, Fungi, Basidiomycota, Tremellomycetes, Trichosporonales, Trichosporonaceae.